Mobula hypostoma (lesser devil ray) is the source of this 4318-nucleotide messenger RNA. It is a transcript of the gene actr6, whose product is annotated as actin related protein 6. The transcript is spliced from 11 exons. Lineage: Eukaryota; Metazoa; Chordata; Chondrichthyes; Myliobatiformes; Myliobatidae. Bases 89 to 1279 code for a protein of 396 amino acids. Gene Ontology annotation, cellular component: Swr1 complex. Gene Ontology annotation, molecular function: nucleosome binding. The record is from RefSeq and is a predicted model, not a curated record.
AGAGAUUGUGGCGGUCGGGGGACGAUAUUGUAGACGUACAAGAGGGCAGUUGCUGAUUGGUCGCUUGGCGACUGUGGUGUACGGGACGAUGGCGACCCUGGUUCUGGACAACGGGGCUAGCACAGCGAAGAUCGGCUUCAGUGAGGAGGGGGUGAGCAUUUUGCCUAAUUGCCAGUUUCGCUCAAGGACUGCUCGUCUCAAAACUUUCACCUCCAACCAGAUAGAUGAGAUCAAAGAUCCCUCGGGCCUGUAUUAUAUUCUUCCCUUUCAGAAGGGAUAUUUGGUUAACUGGGAUGUUCAAAGGCAAGUAUGGGACCACCUGUUUGGGAAAGAAAUGUACAAGGUAGAUUUUCCUGAAACCACUAUAAUCAUCACUGAACCAUAUUUCAACUUUAAUUCCAUCCAAGAAUCAAUGAAUGAAAUCUUAUUUGAAGAAUAUCAAUUUCAAGCAGUCUACAGGACAAAUGCUGGAACAUUGAGUGCUUCCAAGUAUUUUGAAGAAAAUGAUUCUGAACUUUGCUGUCUUGUGGUGGACAGUGGCUACUCUUUUACACACAUUGUUCCUUGUUGUAAAGGGAAAAAGAUGAAUGAAGGUAUUUGCAGGAUUAACGUUGGAGGGAAACUGCUCACAAACCAUCUUAAGGAAAUAAUAUCUUACAGACAGUUGCACGUCAUGGAUGAAACUCAUGUCAUUAAUCAAGUGAAGGAAGAUGUCUGUUACGUCUCACAAGACUUCUACAAAGACAUGGAAAUAGCCCAGCUGAAAGGAGAAGCCAACACUGUAAUGAGAGAUUAUGUGCUUCCAGACUUCAGUACCAUUAAGAAGGGUUUUUGUAAGCCUUUAGAGGAAAUGGUUUUCAGUGGAAAAUACAAAACAAGUGAGCAAAUUCUUCGUCUGACUAAUGAGAGGUUUGCUGUUCCCGAAAUCCUCUUUCAUCCUUCUGACAUUGGCAUUCAGGAGAUGGGGAUACCGGAAGCGAUUGUUCAUUCUGUGCAAAGUUUACCUGAGGAGAUGCACCCACAUUUCUAUAAGAACAUUGUCCUGACUGGUGGUAAUUCGCUUUUGCCAGGAUUUAGAGAUCGUGUUUAUGCUGAAGUACGAUCUCUUACACCGUCCGAUUAUGACGUGUCAGUUUUGCUGCCUGAAAAUCCUAUUACAUAUUCAUGGGAAGGUGGAAAGCUGCUUUCUGAACAUGUUGACUUCAUGGAUAUGGUUGUUACCAGAGAUGAUUAUGAAGAAAAUGGGCAUUGCAUUUGUGAGGAAAAGUUUGACAUCUAAUGCCACAAGAAAUUAAGAGACAUUUACUUUAAAGAAAACGAUGAAUAUUCUACAGAACUGGUACUGACAUUUUCUGAAUGGAGGACAAGAGUUUGAUUAAGUGCAGUUGUGAACUGUUUGGUAUUCAAUCUAAUAACUGCCUUUGUGGUGGAGAGAAGCCAUACAUUAUUGUUGGAGAAGACCAAUCCCCAUUAUUUGGUCAAAGGCAGUUUUGCAUUUUUAGCAAAAAGCAAAAAAACUACAAAUGCUAGAAAUCUGAACCAGAAAUUGAGAAUGCUGAAAAUACUCAGCAGGUAAGACAGUGUUUGUGAAGAAGGAAUCAGAGUCAAUGCCUCAAAUUAAAUGUUUCAUCAGAACUAGGAAAAGUUGGUCUGAAAUAUUUCAUCUGACUUAAGGCUGUUCCUUCACUUUUUCUAUGGUACUUGGUGUCUGCAUUGGUGCUGCUGCCUGCUCACUUUAAUUUUGCUGUCAAUUUCUACCCUGCCCUCCACAACCAGUCCAUCUUGGGCUCUUUCCUUUUGUUUACCAUUUCAGUUUCUAUCUCUGUAGAUAGUUCCAGUCAGUAUCUAUUACAAAAUUCACACACUCCCAUGUGUAACCAAACUACACAUCCGUGGUUUGUCUUUGCCAUUCAAUAAAGGGAUUAAAUUAAGAGGAGAGAUUAUAUUUGAUAUCUUUCAGCAGCAUGUCCACAAUCCUGCAAAUCACAAUUUUUUCCAAAUACACAUUACAAUCAAUGAGUUGAGGGAGCCUGUUUCAUGUGUCAGUUGUGACUAAGCAUGCACCAAAUUCUUCUCCAAUUUACUCCCGUUGGACUCGUACUGUUUUUUUUUGACCAUUCCAAUAUGUGACAUUUGUAAAAGGCUUAUUAAUAUGAUGUGAUCUAUACUUAUGCCAGACUGAUUGACCCUCCUCAACACUGGAUGAGUUGGGCUGAAAUACCCAUUUAUUCACAAUGGGCAGCAUGUUUGUGCCAUUUCAUUUUUUCAUACUUCAAUACACAGGGAAUGAUUAUUUUUUAAAAAAGAUCAAUUAUGGCAGAUGUAUAGAGCUGCUGUAUACAUUUGUGAAGCACGAGUUCACAUGUUUUCAUCCAUUAUCUGUAAAAGGGGCACAUUUUCCACUGUUUUUAUAUUAAGUAGUCUUCCAUGCCAUUGCUAAAGCAGCAGCUAAGAUACACAGUUUGAAAAUGGGACACAGAUCUUGUGUAGAAAUGAGACACAUCUAACAUUAUUUUGUAGAUCUUUAUUUAAAAGUGCAUAGCUUUAUUUAAAAAAAAAUCAAAACCUGACAGAGUUGGAGUUAUUUUGUUUUCAGAGGCAAACUCAGGUGAGUUUCCACGGUGGUUAUGACCCUGAAAGGCAAAUAUGAAAUAAAUUAACUUCUCUAUCAAAUAGAUGUUAAGAGUUGACAUUUUACUCUGUGGACUUAAAUCUAAGCUAAUGCUUCAACUUGCUACUGAGUUAUAUUGUUGGAAUUUUCUGUUUCAGCUGAGGUGUCAGCUCUCUGUUGGGAGUUUAAGAUUUAUAGGAACUAUGUAGUAAAGAGCAGAGCGUGUUCUGGGCAGGGUCCAAUGUCACAAAAUAUUGGGCUGUUUUUAUCAGCUUUUUUUGUAGAAACUUGCCAUCAAUUUGACUCUUACAUUUCUUGUGACAGAAAAUAUUUAAUGGAUGGUGUUUGCUCCAGAGGUUACAAAUUGGUAGACAGUCCCUUUCGGUCUCUUAAAAUCUUAGAUCUGACCAGUAGAUGGCAGUCUUUCUUAAGUUGACAGCAAUAGAUUAACAAAUCUGUGGGAAAGUUUCUCAAGCCAACAGGCCAUCCAUCACAGAUAAACAUUUAGCCUGAAAAUCUAUUUAAUAAUUUAAAGUAAAAAUCAAUUUAAUUUGAACCUUGAUAACUGACUUACCAGUCUCAUGUUGAUUAUCCUUUAAAUAAACGAAAACCAAUUUCCCCUGGGAUCAAGAAAGUAUGACUAUGACUAUGACUAAAUUAUCACAACGCAGUAGAAACAGAGAUAAGCAUUUGUAUUUAUCAGACUUUGGAGAGAAUUUCAAAGUUAACAUUAAAACUUCAAUCUUGCAAGUACCUGAGGUUUGUAAUUCUGGACAGCUGUCCUGUUAAUUUAAGAUUAUCCGAUACAUGUUGGCAGUAAAAAUUGUGUGGAUUACUCACUCAAUCAAUUCCUUUGUACUUUGAUGUCACUGGUAUUUUGCAGGUCGCUUGGGAAUUGAGAUCUUCAGGCUUCAGUUUUCCCAGAGCACAACUGAGGAGCAAUAUCCUCCAAUGUUUCCCAUUCGGGAUUUGGCACAAAGUUAGGAUCUCCCAUGUGUGGAUGAAUGUCAGUGGUGUGGUGUGAAUGCAGCCUGGGCCCCACUGAGCAUGAAAAUUAGUUUUUGGCAUAUUCAACAGGCAUGAAGUAGUUCUGAUGGCUUAACCAGUUAAAAUAUUCAAACAAUUAUAAGAGUUUUUGGUGUGUGUAUUUAUACAAUUCAAAACUCAACAUGAAAAUUAAUUUUUGGGAUAUUAAAUAGUUGGGACAAAGUUCUGAUAGUGUAACCAUUAUAUGAUUGUAGAGCCUUUUUAGUGCAAAUUAUAAUUACUUGAAUUCUGAAGCAAGCUGUGUAUUAAUUUCAAACCUACUUCAGUUUGAUAUAUGCAAUGAUACAGCCACAUUUAUUUGUACAGAUGUUGUCCCUUCCACUUGGCUGUGUGAUGGAGCAAGAGAACUCAUUCUGAUUAAGGCACAGGUAGAACAGUGGUAGUGACAGCUUCAUAACUUAUUGUGUCAUCACCAAUGGAUGCUCAUGUAAUCCAAUCAAGCAAGGUUUCACAACCUGGGGUCCACAAACCCCUUUCUUAAUGGUAUUGGUUCAUGACAUAAAAAACAUUGCUGAAGGAACUAUUGGUAGUUCUAAUGCAGAGUCAGAGGAUAACAUUUGAUCAACUCGAAGUGGAGCCAACAUGGUCCAGUUGUGUGCCAGCUACACCAUCAUUCAAAUGACUGACAUGUUCAACAAAGAAGCCACAAGAGGGCAGUCU